AUGGAGACAGACUUGGACACUACCAGCUCUUCUGAAGCUGCAAACCUGGAGGUGCUCAGAGGUGGGGGACAUCUGACCCCAGACGGGGAGAGCAGCAGACUCCCCCCAUCUGAAAAUAGUUGUGUGGAACUGGAUGGCUCCCAUCCUGUGACCUGCACCCUCACAAUCUCACUGGCUGUCCCCAUCCUGUCUACAGGACAAAAGCAGCAGAAACCCAGUCCCUCCAAUACACAAGGAAAGCAAAUUAAAGCUGAUGAAUUGGGAGCUACUCCGAGUGUGCACUACAGCUACCACAUUGAGUACCUCCUGCUGCCAGAUGACCUGGAACCUAGGAAACUGGAAUUGGUGGUGUUUGGGGUGGCUGCAAAGCUAUUGACAGAGUCUGAUUCUGAGGACAAAGGUGUCUCAAAACCAAAGUACAGUAAACCUCUACUAGAAGAGGAUGCAGAGGCUGUUGAAAAAGAAACUGAUCUGAAUGAACUGGCAACAUCUGAUGGCUUGCUACAUCCAUCAAGGACAGAAGAUGGAAGCACAGCAAGCAGUGUGAUGUUUGAAAAAAAACAAUCUGUGAAGCAGAAACGAGUCUCCAGGAGUGGAGUAAAAUCAGUGACCAGUCACCUGGCAGGAGCCAAUCCUGAUGUUUUAGAUGCUUAUGUGAGUUUCAGUGUGGACACACCUCUUCUAUCUGAAAGACAGAGACAUGAGCUGAAUCCACUGGUUAUAAGGAUUACUUCAGCCACCUGCCUCCCCAACACCCCUGUGCCAAUAGCAGUGCUGCAGAAAUUAUGCAUUCCCACCUACUGCAAAUACAAAUUCCACAACUUUCCACCUCAUCAAACUCACGGACAAAUCCAUGGAACUCAUGUCUACUUUAAGGAUGUUAAUGUGCUGCUGACAGGGCUGAUGAAACCUGGGGAAUUACAGAUGUGUCUGCAGGGGCCACCUUUGGAGAUAGAAGUUCAUGACCGGGAUAGAAACAUGGAAAACAGCAAAAAGGAGCCCUCUUUGUCUGGGAAAGAUGAAACAGGUGAAAAAGUGGAUAAGUUGAGCUUCCUUGCUUGCAAAUGCACAGACCAGAAACCUUUUACAAAGAGCACAGUGAGGCAUCCACAUGGAGUAGCUAAAGUCAGUCUGUCUGAUUUAUUGCUGGGUCAGAAGUAUUUGAAUAUCAGUGCUCCCAUUCAUAGCUGCUCAGCUUCAGAUCCAGCUGCUCUCAGUGAGGAGGAUGAAAAGCAGACAAGAACAGAAUCAAUGAGUAGUUCUUCCCCACUACCCAUGGGACAUUAUCUAGAAUCUGACUCAGUUUUGACAGUAAGAGUGGAAAUAGCUGUGCCACUGGGAGUGCAUGAAGAAAAUGCUGAUGCUGGAGUCACAAGUUGCCCAUAUGGUUUAAUAAUCUACAUUUUUGACUACAAUAAUUCAUCUUUAUUACAUGAUUUAGUGGAACAGAUUACAGAAAUCAAUGCUAAAGGCCUCCAGCUGGACUGCUCUCCUGUACACUUAAUGGGAAUGGCUCUUGCUGCAUCAAAACUGAAAACCACCCCUGAGAAAGUUUCCCAGUUGGAUGUUGUUACUGGUUUUCACUUAAUGGAUGGAUCAACUCACCUUUUUGUCUUGGAGGGGUUAAAAGACAAAGCAAUCAGGAGACUCUGGGAGAGACACUUGGAAAGGACCCACAGGCAGGAGGGUGGACAGCUGGAGGUCCUGUACAACUUCCAGCUGUCUUUCCACCACCGCCAGUACGCAGACCUGGAAUCCCUCUGUUACCAUUUCUGCCUCUGCCAGCCCCUGUGCACUCUGACAAAGCAGCCUCUGCUCUAUGUCAGGAGAAUGGUUCCUUAUAUCUGCUUCCAAGCCUUGUCCAGGCUCAGUUUCCUCUGUGGCAGUAAGAGGCUGAGGACAGUGAUUCGUGGGGACCUGCUGCCCUCAGCAGAGAUGAUCAGAGUCCUGAGUCAUGAGUAUGGAGUUCCCCUAAAGGAUGAGCAUCUCUUCCCUCAGAAACCUCCUUUGGUUGCCUUUGGUGACACCGGAGAAGUUGGCAAAGUGGAACAGGAACAUUCUUUGUUAGAUACCAACAGUGAAAUGUGUGUGCAGAAGAAGGAAGAAACAGCAGAGAAAAACUAUAUCAGGGCUAACAUCAGUGCUCUGUGCCAACUCCAAGGAAAGAUGAAAAAGCCAAAGUUGGAAGUUUUCAGGGUUUCUCCUGUUGCUGGCAAAAAUGUCUUUAACUAUAGCUGUCAGAGGCUGAACUCCGCAGAACUUGCAAAGCAGCAGCUUCGCCAAGAACUGGCAAAGAAACCAAAGAAGAGAUUCACUUACUGUCAAGAGUAUCUCUCAGCCACAUUUGACCUGGUGGAUGUGGAUGCUGCCUGUAAGGAAUCCUAUGCACACUCCAAGAGCAUGUGGAUGUCACCAGAUGGGUUUGUACUGCCUGGAUGUAAGAGCAGCAUUGAAAGCAGCCUGCACCCUCUGCUGUGUGAUGGGGCACGUGGGAAGGAGCUACAGGAGCAAUGGCAGGAGAAUGCUCUGCAUGCUCACCUGAGGCCAGUGCUGCCACGAGACAGAUGGAGCUGGGACAAACGACACUUGGAUUUUGAUCUUUACAAGAAGCCACCUGAGCUCUUCAUGCUCACAGCCCCACAGAAUGGUAAUGGCUCUGUUACAAUUCUCUGA
Calypte anna (Anna's hummingbird) is the source of this 2673-nucleotide messenger RNA. It is a transcript of the gene CFAP92, whose product is annotated as KIAA1257 ortholog. The transcript has 12 exons. NCBI's taxonomy places the organism in Eukaryota, Metazoa, Chordata, Aves, Apodiformes, Trochilidae. The coding region runs from base 1 to 2673 and encodes 890 amino acids. The record is from RefSeq and is a predicted model, not a curated record.